CCACCCGUGAGCGCUGUGUUGUCAGUGACGCUACCGGUGGGAUAUCCCUCAGUCGACAUCCCACCGUUGAUUGUCCUACGCAUUGAACAGCCUGCCAACUCGGUUGCGAUAGACGAUCGCCGACUCUCCUCCAGAUUUUACGCCUGGCUCGCUGAAGAGUCCACGUCUGGUGAGCCAGUUAUCUGUGCAGCCGCUGAUUGGCUGCGUUCGGCCCUUUCCAACGUCAUCACCACCACCACCCCUAUCUCGCAGUCACCAACAGAACUGCCAACCGAACUGCCUGCCCCCGCCUCCAAUGACGAUGGCGAUAUCCGCCUGUGGAUACUGAGUCACCACAUUCGCAAUCCCAAAAAACGCAAGGUCAUCGUCGAAUGGGCCAGAGAACUGCACCUACGGGGCUGUUGUCUGCCCGGCAGGCCGGGUAUUGUUGUAGUCGAGGGUGAUGGUAAGAAUGUGAGUGGAAGCGCGCCAGCUUUCUCUGUUUGCUUUCUGGUCGAUAUACCGGUUUUGGAAGUUCAGCUUUUUUGA
Molecule: messenger RNA, 528 nt
Organism: Dibothriocephalus latus
Lineage: Eukaryota; Metazoa; Platyhelminthes; Cestoda; Diphyllobothriidea; Diphyllobothriidae
Source: the annotation of a GenBank genome assembly